AUGGCUGCCUUGCUGGCCGCAUCGCAACAAACCUCCCCCGAGAUCCUCUCGAACCAUUUUGGCUCCUUUUCAUCAUCCCGUCAACCCACUCAGGGCAAUCAUGAUGCCGUCAUUUCGGGCUCUGCCAAUCUCGCGGAGGGAUCAUAUGAUCUCCCUGUAGGAGCUGACGCUGAGGACCGAUUGAACGCAUUCCGUUCCGACAUGGCUCCCUUUUUCCCGUUUGUCGUCAUCCCCGAUCGUGUCAGCGCCAGGGAGUUGCAAGACCGAAAACCAUUCCUAUACAUGACAAUCAUGAUGGCAAGCUUGCGGCAGGGUGCAGCUCAACAACUCACCUUGGCCCGGCGGAUAGGGGAUUCUCUCAGCGAACGUGUGCUUCUAAAGGGAGAGCAGAACCUCGAUCUGCUCCAAGGCCUCCUCGUCUAUUUAGCCUGGUAUCACUUCAAUAUCUCGACCGGUGCACAGUUCAGCACUCUGCUCCAUAUGGCUCUGGCAAUGGUGACCGAUCUGGGCCUGGGAAAACCCGCCGCAAUCAAGGCAGUCAAGAGCCUUGGGCUCAUGACCGACGGGAAGGCGAAAACUUACUUGAAAGACCGCCAUUGGAUUACCACGCCCCAUACGCUCGAGGAAAGAAGAGCAUUCCUUGGCUGCGCAUAUUUGAUGUCUCUGUAA
Molecule: messenger RNA, 669 nt
Organism: Capronia epimyces CBS 606.96
Lineage: Eukaryota; Fungi; Ascomycota; Eurotiomycetes; Chaetothyriales; Herpotrichiellaceae
Exons: 2
Coding region: 1-669 (222 amino acids)
Biological process (GO): regulation of DNA-templated transcription
Cellular component (GO): nucleus
Molecular function (GO): DNA-binding transcription factor activity, RNA polymerase II-specific; transcription cis-regulatory region binding
Source: RefSeq, a predicted model, not a curated record